CUGCAGCUGGCGAAGAUGGCUGCUGUAUGUGCUUCCCUUAUUCCCCAGCAGUUGGCCCGUGCAGCCAGACCACGAUUUUCAGCAACCGCACAUAUAUGUAGACGAGCAUUCGCCUCAAGCCCUUUGCUACGGGAUCCCGCAACCUCAUCCCAGCCCUCCAAAACAAAAAACAGACAUCUUAAAGUUUCCCAACCCGCCGCCCCAAAAAUAUCCCAUGGCUCCCUUGCCCCGGGUUCCAUCUUCGACGAAGACGAUGGAGUAAUGCCCAGCCCAUACUCGAGCACGGACAGCCGCAAACCCCAGCGGCUCACAUCCAGGGACGCAGCCGCAGACACAGAUGCCACCACAGAUGCCACAAGCGAAGCCGACUCCGCCUCCACCGCCAAUUCCAAAGUCAAAGUACCGCUCCACGAGCGGGACCAAGACAACCUCCUCCGUGCCCUCGUGCCUUCCCCCAACCGCCGUGCCCGCUGGGAGCGGAAGAUGGUGAUACGCUCGAUCCGGCGACGGGGCCGCCUGACACGGCGUGAGGAGAUCGCGCGCACGGAGCGCGAGUCGCUCAGCAAGAGUCACUUCUUCAAAACCAGCGUCAAGAAGCUGAUGAUGGUUGCGCGGCAGAUCGCGGGGAAGAACAUCGACGACGCCAUCUUGCAGAUGCGGUUUAGCCCCAAGAAGGUCGCGAAGGGACGUCAAGGCCCACCUGGAGCUGGCGCGGGAUGA
Messenger RNA from Histoplasma capsulatum G186AR, 720 nucleotides. RefSeq lists its product as uncharacterized. Gene Ontology annotation, molecular function: structural constituent of ribosome. The coding region runs from base 16 to 720 and encodes 234 amino acids. The transcript is spliced from 2 exons. NCBI's taxonomy places the organism in Eukaryota, Fungi, Ascomycota, Eurotiomycetes, Onygenales, Ajellomycetaceae. Gene Ontology annotation, cellular component: mitochondrial large ribosomal subunit; ribosome. The record is from RefSeq and is a predicted model, not a curated record. Gene Ontology annotation, biological process: ribosome assembly; translation.